AGCAAGAUGACCUCCUUUCAUCAAAACGCUGACCACCGUUGCAUCUCAGCGAGCUCAUAGAUCAUAGUAUCUCGGAAACGGUCAACUGAACAUGAACGCACUAAUCCAGUGAGGGGUUCGCAAGAAGUCCCCAAUGGGGUAUCGCGGCCGCCCUCCUCCACUGAUCUCCGCGCAUGUGCAAAUGGAAUAAUGGAUCAUGUUGAAUUCCUUCGAUUCUGAAUGGCGGGUGGCCCUCGUCGUUAUUUCUCUCCCCGCUGUGGGCUCGGCUCUCGGUUCUCAUGAGUCAGUGGGAAGCGAUGGAGGGUUCAAUAUCUACAAAUUUCGUCUCGUCCCCGCGCGACUCUGCACCCUGAAAUAGGGGACGACUCCGCGCCCACUUUUCUCAACACCAGAACGCUGCCGCACUCUGCUUUAGUGCGAUUCUUUGCCUCUUGGGGUCGUUCUGGCUUGCUUGUUUGGUGCGCAAGCUGCACGUGCGUUGGCAGAUCUCAAGGCUUGGGGCGAGAGCUCCGCAGGUUCAGUUUCGCCUUCCUUAUGCUAUGGACUUCAUCUACCGAUCCAUGCAAGCGAACCAGACUGACCGCGACCUCGAGUUCUGGGGGAACGAGAUGAAAAAUGCCAAGGGAGCACCGCUGGCCACCGAGAAGAAGACGGCAGAGCUAGACGCAGGUGUCCAAACCCGAAUUAUUCUCACUCGGGAUCCAGAGAAUAUCAAGGCCAUUCUCACUGGGCAGUUUUCCGACUAUGGCAAGGGUGAAGAUUUCCAUCGCGACUGGCGUGAAUUCCUGGGGGAUUCUAUUUUCGUGACGGACGGUGGCCAGUGGGCAUCAUCAAGGCACCUCAUCAGGCCCAUGUUUGCGCGUGAUCGUCUUGUGGAUACGGAGAUCUUCGAGAAGCAUGUUCAGCAUCUUAUUCCUCUCCUGGACGGGGAGAAGGGAAGCAAGAACCCGGAGACACAGUUCGCAGAGGCAUUCCGCUAUGUGCAGCGUCGUCAAGCACAGUACUUCCGAUUAGGCGUUUUUAAAUUCAUCCUCUCCCGCAAAGAAUUUCGCAAGCAACUCAGAGUCAUGGACGACUUUAUCAAACCCUACAUCGACCGGGUCCUCGCCAUGUCCCCCGCCGAACUCGACCAAAAGCUCUCGAAGAGCGAAACCUUCCUACAUGCUCUUGCCCGCUUCACGCGUGACCGCCGCACCCUCCGCGACCAGCUCGUUGCCGUCCUCCUAGCAGGCCGCGACACAACCGCCGCAACACUCUCCUUCUGCCUCUUCGAACUCGCCCGCAACCCCGCCGUCGUCACCAAACUCCGCCAGGAAAUCGACGCACGCCUCGGUCUAGGGCCCGACGCCCGAAAACCCACCUACACAGACCUCAAGGAAAUGAAGUACCUCAACGCCGUCCUUAACGAAUCAAUGAGACUUUACCCCGUCGUCCCAUUCAACGUCCGCUUCUCCCUAAAAGAUACCACACUGCCCCGCGGCGGCGGUCCUGACGGAACAGCGCCCGUGGGCGUCAAGGCCGGAACCCGGGUCAUCUACUCCACAAUGAUCAUGCAACGCAGUCCCGAUAACUACGACGCCCCCUUGUCCGAGAACUACAUCGACCCCGCAAAAUGGAUCCCCGAGCGCUGGACGUCUGGGUGGCAGCCGAAGCCGUGGCACUUUAUCCCGUUUAAUGGCGGGCCGCGUAUCUGUAUCGGGCAGCAGUUUGCGAUGAUCGAGAUGGGGUAUACGGUUGUGAGGAUCUUGCAGGCGUUUGAGUCGAUUCAGGCGCUGCCGCCGACUGGGAAAGGGGUUGUUGAGGAUCCGAAGUUGAGGUUUGAGGUUACGCUUACGCCGGCGACAGAGUUGAAUUGUGUUUUUACAAGGGAUGGGCAGGGGAAGGAGGGUGUUCCUGCUGCUUGAUGGGACGCGUGAUGAUGGCUUUGCAAACGAAAUCAGUGUAAAUAGUCGCCGAAAUUCCUCAUCCCAUAUUCUAAACUGGGCGGCCGUAUUAACAUGCACAUACAUAUGCACAUAAGAUCGAUAUCAAAUUUUGCCUCCAACCGAUACCCGAAAGACAUCUAUUGAGUAGAAGAGAAAUGCGGGGAUCAGAUGAACAGAUCUUGGUCAUCCGCCUCAUCCAAGUCCCCAGAGAUAUUAAUCCACGGCGCCGGCUUAGAUAGAACCAUCUCUCCGUGGCCGUGGCCAUGGCCGUGACCGUUCACCAUCUUCGCAGGCGGCACGGCCUUCAUAGCCGUAGUUGUAGUGACAUUAGCGACAACGUCGCUACUUCCCUUGCUCAGACCUACAGUUUGAGACCGAUUUUGGACCUUCUCCUCGACUGCCUCAGCCUCCGAAUGCGACUUGUUAUCCCCGAUCCAGCCCUUGCACAUCCUGACAGCCUUCUCCCAGAGGCUAAAGAGUCCUCGGCUUUUUUCAAGGGGCAUUUGUGGUCUGAAAACGGUACCACCGGCGCGGUUUAUGUCACGGAGCUCAGCGAAAUUGCGCCAGAGACCGACGGCGAGACCAGCGGCGAUUGCAGCACCGAGAGCGGUUGUUUCGCGCAUUUUGGGGCGGUAGACGGGGAUGGAGAUCAG
Molecule: messenger RNA, 2578 nt
Organism: Aspergillus calidoustus
Lineage: Eukaryota; Fungi; Ascomycota; Eurotiomycetes; Eurotiales; Aspergillaceae
Source: the annotation of a GenBank genome assembly